UUUAUAAUACUCUUUGGAGUUUCUACUUCACCCCGCCACACCCAGAGUCGCACCGCUUCAUUUUUGUUGAACUUUUAUUGUGUCUGAACUGAGAAUACCCUUAAGCAAACAGAUUUCACAAGGAAAAGAUGAGCAAUAAGCUGCAGACAAGAACGUUUAUGGAUGAGUUGCGUGGGUUUGAAAAAGGUUGGAUGUUUGAUCUUGGCCACCCUCUCCUUAACCGCAUCGCUGAGAGUUUUGUCAAAGCCGCUGGGAUUGGUGCAAUUCAGGCCGUCUCACGGGAGGCUUAUUUUACCGCCAUUGAGGGUAGUGGACUAGAUUCUUCAAGCAGUGUGCCGCCAGAGCUCUCUCCUGCGGGUGCUGCCAAGAAGCGCAACCGGUUUCCUGAUCUCAGAGGAGAAACUAACGGAAAAUCUCUUGAAGCCUUGGUGAAGAGCACAGGAAAAGAAUCCAUGCAGUGGGGACUGGCUGCAGGAGUGUAUUCAGGUCUCACUUAUGGGUUAAGAGAAGCUCGUGGAGCUCACGAUUGGAAAAAUAGUGCAGUAGCUGGAGCAGUAACGGGUAUGGCAUUGGCACUCACAGCAGAUGAUGUUUCCCAUGAGCAAAUUGUGCAAUGUGCGAUCACAGGAGCUGCAAUUUCCACGGCUGCAAAUCUGCUGACUGGGAUAUUCUGAAGCCUGGGGAUUCCAAUUGUCUCAUAACAUGACACUGCCUUUCUUUCUGGUUGAAUACAUGACUUUGUUGGUUCUAAUGCUCUCUUCUCUCAGAGGAUGUUUUGUUUUGGAUGCAUGUUUUGAUCAUAAUGGUCAUUAAAGAGCAUGAAUCUUCUUUCCCAUCAAUAAUGGGUUCAUCUUUUGCAAGUGUUAUCUAGGUCUAAUAAAAAAUGCUUUAAUGUCUUA
Messenger RNA from Ricinus communis (castor bean), 899 nucleotides. Its product is annotated as outer envelope pore protein 16-2, chloroplastic. Lineage: Eukaryota; Viridiplantae; Streptophyta; Magnoliopsida; Malpighiales; Euphorbiaceae. The transcript is spliced from 7 exons. The record is from RefSeq and is a predicted model, not a curated record. Gene Ontology annotation, molecular function: amino acid transmembrane transporter activity. Gene Ontology annotation, cellular component: chloroplast outer membrane. Bases 129 to 674 code for a protein of 181 amino acids.